AUGAUCAGGGUUCUGUUGGCUGAAAACGUGUGUGUACCUGAGAGGUCUGAAACCAUCCUGGAGGCUCGUCUGGACGUAAGUGUGGGCAGCGGAAAGGUGGUAAUCUUCGAGCCCGAAAUACACGAUGAGAAAGACCUGUUGCGUGUUGAUGAAGUUGUGCCAGUCAGGGUCAUGAAUGUCAAUUACUUUCCCAUGACCUUGAAGAAAGGAACAAUGCUGGGGAGCUGUUCGUCCAUUUCCUCUGUAAUACGGAGUGUACACAGUUCGGUUAGCCAAGCCAACAACUUGCCUACAGGGUUGAAGAAGUUUAAUGACAUUUCAUACAAGGACAUACCACCAACUCACCUAUCAAAAUUGAGGCAGUUAGUCAAGAAGUCCCAGAAAAUCUUCGAUAUUGGAGAAGAAAAAGGCGGCAGAACAAAUGUGGUUCAGCAUAGGAUCCACACUGGGAAUGCUAGACCAAUCCGGCAAUCAGCUAGAAGACUUCCUUUUGCCAAGAAAGAAGAGGCAGGCAAGAUAGUCACCGAUAUGGGAAAAGAAGGAUUAAUCGAACCUUCUGACAGCCCCGGUUUUCCCCACUCGUACUAG
Leptinotarsa decemlineata (Colorado potato beetle) is the source of this 588-nucleotide messenger RNA. RefSeq lists its product as uncharacterized. NCBI's taxonomy places the organism in Eukaryota, Metazoa, Arthropoda, Insecta, Coleoptera, Chrysomelidae. The record is from RefSeq and is a predicted model, not a curated record.